UUAGUAAUUGUAAUUAGAAAUUUUUUUUUUUAAAUUCAAUUUUAUGUGAUAUCUUCUCAAACACAUUGAAAAAACACACACACACACACAAAUUUUUCCAUUUUUAAAAUCUGAAAAAGAAAAAAAUCCUUGAUAAAACAACAUUGAUUAUAAAUGGGUCAAUCACGAUCAAAACCAUCAACAACAUCAACAUUAUCAUCAAAUUCAUGGCGACGAUUAUCUGAUUCAGAUUGUUUACAUCUUCUUAGCCAUCCAGAAUAUUUUGAUAAUCAAUUGAUCAGUAUUGAACAACAACAACAAUAUGGACAAACUAUUCCACGUAGCGGAUCAACAUCAAUAUUUUUCGAUACAAUCGAUAAUUGUCAACAAUUACAACCGCCGCCGCGGCCACCAUCAUUAUCAUCAUCAACAACAUCACAACAUUAUCCAUCGAAUAAUCAAAAUGUUACUAUGCGUAGUAUUUCGAUGAAUUCGACUAGUUCAAAAUCGUAUCGUAAUUCAAUGUAUCCCGGUUCGUUGGAUAAUCAUCAUCAUUUUUGUAUGGAACAUGAUAAUAAUCGUUCAAUGACACCAUCAUCAUUGAAUACUCAGUCUGUAAGAAAUACACCACCACCACCACCACCACCACCUCAACAACAACAACAAUCCCAACCGUCAUUGGUAUCACCACCAAUUUUACAAUCAUCAUCAUCAUCGAUGAAUACGGGUCAAUUGACAGCACGAAUUCGUCCUCUAUCCAUGUUUGGUGGUCCAUCAACACUUGUAUCGUUGAAUAAUAAUAAAUCAUUGAUGUUACCACCAUCAUUGCUACCGAAAUUAUCGGAUACAUCAAAACAAUUGGAAAAUUUAAGUCUUGACGAUCUUUUGGAACAGGUUAAUCAAACGGAAUCCUCUACACUUCAUCAUCAUCAUUGGAUAAUGAAUGAUAAUGAUGGUGAUACGGAUAGUGGUCAAACAUUAGUCGCGAAACAUAGUGAUUCCAGUAGUGAUUGUCCAAAUGAUCAUCAAACAAUCGUUGAUUCUUCGAAUAACAAUGAUUCAAUUAAAAAUUUCGAAUGUAUCGAUCAAUCACUACCAACAUCAAGUCCAACAACACCACCACCUCCACUACCACCACCACCACCACAUACAACACAACAACAAACAUCAAAUGGAUCACUUCGUCAUCAUCAUGGUAAUAAUUCGGUCAUUAAUGGUCGUCUAGUAUCAUCAUCAUCAUCAUCAUCAUCAUCAUCGACGAAUCCUAUAAGAUGUAGCGGUCUGGAUUGUAUGUGUGAGCGUUGUGUACAAAAUCGUUUUAAAUUACUCAAUUGGCUUCUACCAAAUUGUACCCGUUUGAAUUCUGAAAGACUUUUAAGUGGAAAACCAGAUGGUACAUUUUUAGUCAGAAAAAGUGAAAAAUUUCCCGGCCAAUAUACAUUAUCGUUUGUUUGUCGUCGUACAGUACGACAUUGUCUUAUUAUGCGAUCCGUUUAUGGAUUCGGUUUACGUUGGCCAUAUUCAUUCGAAACAUUACAACAAGUAAUUAUUCAUUAUUCACAAAAUUCAUUGACUGAAUUUAAUUCUAAACUAAAUAUACGUCUUCGAUAUCCAGUUUUUUCUGCUUAAAAUCUUGUGAUGAUUUUUACAUAUAAUAUAAAAUCCAGAAAAAAAAGAAACAGUCACAAUUUGAUUAUCAACUGGUUGAAUCCUAUUUAUCACACUAGUCCUUCGUUUCAAGAAAAAAAAAAAAAAAUAUUGUCCACGUUGGGCGUAUGUUCUACCAUUGUA
Messenger RNA from Dermatophagoides farinae (American house dust mite), 1770 nucleotides. RefSeq lists its product as uncharacterized. The record is from RefSeq and is a predicted model, not a curated record. Gene Ontology annotation, cellular component: cytoplasm. Gene Ontology annotation, molecular function: receptor tyrosine kinase binding; signaling adaptor activity. Gene Ontology annotation, biological process: cell migration; enzyme-linked receptor protein signaling pathway. Lineage: Eukaryota; Metazoa; Arthropoda; Arachnida; Sarcoptiformes; Pyroglyphidae.